Messenger RNA from Sciurus carolinensis (gray squirrel), 1103 nucleotides. Its product is annotated as natural killer cells antigen CD94-like. Gene Ontology annotation, biological process: positive regulation of natural killer cell mediated cytotoxicity; stimulatory C-type lectin receptor signaling pathway. Lineage: Eukaryota; Metazoa; Chordata; Mammalia; Rodentia; Sciuridae. The record is from RefSeq and is a predicted model, not a curated record. The coding region runs from base 243 to 773 and encodes 176 amino acids. The transcript has 7 exons.
GCGAGUUUCCUCCUCCACCAACACUGCAGCAGCUUCUUGCACACCAGGAGCUUCAUAACCUUGAUCAAAAUACGGAAGCGCAUCCACCACAACCUCACCAGCUACCAACUCUGUGCCCGCCAUACCAGGGACCUAAGUUUCUCCAUCCUUAGCCUCCUGCUCAGCUUCAUGAUCCAACACCAUUCUUCCUAAGCCAGCACACAUUGUGUCUUUUCUCCAUCGACCCUGGAACAUCUUUUCUCAUGGCAAUUUCUCAGAUCACUCUGUGGAAGCUGAUUUCUGGGGCCUUGGGAGUAAUAUGCCUUUUGUUGAUGGCUACUUUGGGAAUUUUGUUGAAAAAUUCAUACACUAAACAAAGUAUCCAACCAACAUUCUCUCCAGGAUCUAUGACAGAACUUCAAGAAGUUUCUGACUGCUGUUCUUGUCCAGAAAAGUGGAUUGGGCAUCAGUGCAACUGUUAUUUCAUUUCUAAUGAAAUAAAAACUUGGAAUGAAAGUUUCCAUUUUUGUGCUUCUCAUAAUUCCAGUCUUCUUCAGCUCCAAAACAGAGAUGAAUUGCAUUUCAUGAAUUCCACUCAGUCCUUUUAUUGGAUUGGACUCUCAUAUAGUGAAGAACAUGGUGCCUGGUUGUGGGAGGAUGGCUCAUCUCUCAAUCAGGAUCUAUUUCUAUCAACUGAAACUUUAAAUCCAAAAUUCUGCGUAACAUAUAAUCCAAGUCACAAUAUUUUGGAUGAACUCUGUGAAAAUAAAAAUUACUAUAUCUGUAAGAAAUAACUUACUUAACUAUUUUUUGGGGUGGUAGGGGUGGACAGUAAAAGUCCAGGCUUACAAAGAAUGGUAACUUUACCUCUAAUUUUUUAAAUUAAUCAUCUACUUCUGGGGACUAUAAAAUGUUUUCAAUUGUGUUUUAUUAUACAAUUUUCAUAUAUUUGAAACCCUGUGUUUUAAAAUUGGUGAAAUUUGAACAUCCAUACCUGAGAGACGAGUGUCAAUCAAGAUAAAGAAUUUCAUGAGUAUAUUGAUUAAAUGCAUAUUUUAUACUAAAUGUACUUUUAUACAUACAUUUGUAUAAAUACUCUCUGAAAAUGUUUAAAUAAAAUUUAA